AUGGCGUGGUGUCAGUUCGGGCGGUGCAUUCGCGGCGGGCUAGCGGCCAACGACGUCGUCAACGACAAUGUAGGCAACAACUGCUCCGUCAAGCUGGAGUUCGCCAACGGAUACACCAUUGAACGGUGUCGCAAGCACAAGGUCUACAAAAAUCGCGUCAUUAUCUCGCUGCGUGGUGAGCCACAGCCCCAGUUCGAGCACCCAGACGUGCGCACAACGCAGGCGGCCAUCAACGAGCUGCUUGGCACCGACUACGAGACAUACGUCAGGACGGUCGUGCUGAGCCACGAGAGUGCAGCGAGCUUUUUGAACUCGACGCCAGCGCAGCGGCGCGACCUGAUCGAGGCAUCGCUCGGACUGUCAAUGUUAGAUCAGUGCGGACAGGUGUCGAGGCUGCUGCUCAAGGACAUCGACGCAGACGUGAACAAGGUGGAGGGCGAGCUAGAAGGUUUGGUCCGGACGAUAGAGUAUAAUGAACGACGGCUCGAAGAUCUAAACCGGACACAGAAACGCCUCGAAUAUGAGGCGGAGGAGGCUGUCACAUCUUUAGAGGCAGCUCUUCAAGACCAUGCAAGCAAAGGAACCCAGGCCCCCGAGCUCAACAUGGAUUUUCGCAUUCAGAUUUUGGCGCUGCAGAAUCAAAUCCACACCGAGCAGGAGAAUUUACAACGGCUGAAGAGCUCUUAUGCCCAGAUGCAAGAGCAGAAACAUGCCGAGUCGACAUCAUGGCCAGGCUGGCUACAGCAGCAACUCAGUCAAAAACUCGAGGCCAUGACCGCGGCUCACCCCAUAGGCCUGCGCAGACUCUUCCACGUCAUAGAGGCCUCUAUUCUCCGCGUCCUUUUAGUGACCUUUAGGGGCCUCGUGCGCACAUUCGGGAUUCCAAAGGACCGCCCUCGGGGAACAACCAGCACCCAAAACCAUGACCAGGAAGCGGCCAUUAACGGUCUCCGUCGAGACAUCAAGACAAGCACGUCGCGGUUACAGAGCCUAAGGCACGAGGAAAAGCUGAGUACUGACCACGCCAUCAUGAUUAGCGAGCAGCUUGCGCAGGCCAUCCGGGCUCAAAAGGCAUGCGAAGCCUUGCACCAACAGGCCACGAUCAAGCAACGCGACGUAGCCACAUAUAAGUGCCUGGCUGAAACCGAGCAGUCAUCUCUGCACUCCCUACGCUCGGAACACGACGCGCUGGCCACUAAGCUGCAAGAGCUUGCCGCUAAUCGCGAGCUCUUCGUCUUUUGGUCCUCCGCCCUGGCAAGGCGCGCCUGCCGCGCCUCUUCGUCUUCCUCGCCCAGCUCCACGACGAAGGCAACGGUCAAUUUCCGCGAGCACAUCCUUGUGAAGUCAUUAUCGGAGCUCAACGCACUCCUCGCGUAG
Fusarium keratoplasticum is the source of this 1377-nucleotide messenger RNA. Its product is annotated as AAA-23 domain-containing protein. Lineage: Eukaryota; Fungi; Ascomycota; Sordariomycetes; Hypocreales; Nectriaceae. The coding region runs from base 1 to 1377 and encodes 458 amino acids. The record is from RefSeq and is a predicted model, not a curated record. The transcript has a single exon.